AUGUCGCAACCAACCGGACCCAUGAUCAUCAACCUCCCGCAGCCGCCCUCCAAUCCAGACACCCCUAAUGAGAUGCCUGGAACCCCCACCAGUACAACCACUUCAUUGUCCGCCCUCUCGACCACCGCCAUCAAAGACGGCCACCGCGGCCAUGCCCAUGCCUUCCCCGGCUUCGGUACCCAGCGCGGCCAUUCGCAUAACCCUUCGACCAACAGCCUCGAGGCCGAGCGCGCCGACCGAAUCUCCCGUCUCGCAGGUCUUGAGAGGGUAUCAACCCUGCGCGCCGGCCAGCAACAGCAGGGUCAGUCUGGCAUCUCCCCUCAGACGACGCCUACAUCCACUGGCUUCCCCUCCGGUUCCAUCUCACAACAGCAGAUCGGCGCCCUGCCUUCUGGCCCUUCCUACUUUGACAGCAAUGGCCAGCCUGUAGCCGCGACCAAGAUGAGCACGGUUGGAACUGCCUCUGCGACGGGAAGUGUUGGCGCGCGCACGACGACUGACACUGGAGACGCUACUGAAGUCGACGAGGAUGUCAUGAGCAUGGAUACCAACUACCGCACAAUGGAUGUGGACUCUAGUUCAGGUGCCGAUGUCAUGGAUGACGACUUGGGCGCCCGCUCUGUUGGCGGCUACGAGGACCGAAUGAGUGAUGACGGGACUGCCAGUUUGGUAGGUUUCGGCGAAGGCGCCAACAGCACUGUAAGCGGUCCAAUCUACCAGCGCCGUCCGCUGCCUGGUACCACGGGUGCUACCGGAGCCUGGGGUCUGGAGCGUAGCAGUUCAGGGCUUAGCGAGGCGGCCAUGCUGCGCUCUCAACAGCUCAGGGAUGCUGGCGAUACCCCUGUCAGCGCCAUUGCCCAAGCUGAGCGCAGAGAUGCCCGGAUGAUGAAUGGUAUCGCCGUGGAUGGAGGUGGUCAUACUGGCACUACAGGUGACGAUACGUAUGUAGACACCACCGCCACGGGUCCCGUACCUGCCACUCAGCUAGGUCAAGGCAUGCCUGGAUCUGUAUCCCGGGAAGCUGAGCGCAUUGUUCAUGAAAGUUUGGAUGCUGGCGAGGGACACGUUGGAGUCGCGUCACCAGCUCUGAGCAGUACCAAGGGUGGUGAGCGGCUGGGUCAGUUUUACUUUGAGGAGAAGAAAUGA
Molecule: messenger RNA, 1146 nt
Organism: Pestalotiopsis fici W106-1
Lineage: Eukaryota; Fungi; Ascomycota; Sordariomycetes; Amphisphaeriales; Sporocadaceae
Exons: 2
Coding region: 1-1146 (381 amino acids)
Source: RefSeq, a predicted model, not a curated record